Papaver somniferum (opium poppy) is the source of this 1041-nucleotide messenger RNA. Its product is annotated as 50S ribosomal protein L19, chloroplastic-like. The record is from RefSeq and is a predicted model, not a curated record. Gene Ontology annotation, molecular function: structural constituent of ribosome. Gene Ontology annotation, biological process: translation. The annotation marks the transcript as partial. Lineage: Eukaryota; Viridiplantae; Streptophyta; Magnoliopsida; Ranunculales; Papaveraceae. The transcript has 3 exons. Gene Ontology annotation, cellular component: ribosome.
AAGAGCACAGGUUUUCCUGAUAUACAGCCUGGUUAUACCGUCCAGCUCAAAGUGGAAGUUCCAGAGAACAAACGACGAGUUUCUACUCUGAAAGGCACUGUUAUUGCAAGAAGGAAUGCUGGCCUACACUCAGCAUUUAGAAUAAGAAGGAUGGUAGCUGUUGUUGGGGUAGAAUCUCUUUUCCCUUUAUACUCUACAGACAUAAAGGAGAUGAAAGUGCUGAACGAGAAUAAAGCCAGGAGGGCCAAGCUUUACUAUCUCAGGGAUAGAAAGAAUGCACUCAAGUAAGAGUAACCUAGUCGGAAGGUUUAGUUGUUUGAAGUAGAACUAAUGUUUGUUGCAGUUAUUUGAAGCUUCUGUAACCAUAGUGACCUGCAAGCUAGUGUCGCCUCCUUCAUUUUCUGUAAUAAAUUUUGUUAAUGAGUCUGUAUAGGUAGUGUGUUCGCAGGACUGAACAGUUGAUUCUUCUUGGUUGGAAACUUGGAAUGGAGUCUGGACAACCAAAUUAGACUAGCUGAAUACAUGAGAAUAAAUAGCCCAAGCCCAACUCAGAAAAAAUUGUGGGCGAUUCUUCCACAAAUAACAUGCCACAAAAUGAAGUGAACAAACAUAAGGACUCCUGGAAUCUGUUUCAUCCAAUCAUAAAGCAAAGUUAUUCUUGGAUCUGUUCCACAAACGAGAAGAAAAUUGUUGCAUCCAGAGGCGAAAAUAGGGCUUAACUUACGAUGUCUAUGAAUGACUCAUGGUCCUAGGUGUGAGCAUUUUAUCCGUAAUCCGCGGAUUUAACCGGGACCAACCGUAUUUGUGUGGAUGGAUGCCCAGACCGUUCGCUAAUGGGUUGGACACGGAUGGAAUUUUUGAGAUCCAACGGAAUUACGGAUUGGACCUGGAUGCAACCUUGAAAAUCCGUUGGACAUCCAUACCUGUUAGAUUAAGGACAUUAUAUAGUUUCUAGAAAAUAUAUAGAUAGUUUGGAACUUUUAAGGUGUUUGCUUGGAGUGUUGUCUAUGUCACUUCUAUAUUUAUAUACAUAUAUGAAAU